GCUCCAGUUCUAGGUUACUAACAGGCUUUAGACUGUUCCUUGACUGACUUGGAAACUGAAGAUCAAAGGAAAAUGUGUCCCUGUGGUUCAAUAACUUCUGAAUUGGGGAAGUAUACAAAAGGGAGAAAUGAAUGAAAGAAAAAGGAUAUUCCUGUCUUGCAGCUGGCCCGUCUCCACAAGUGAUCAGUGUAUUGUUUGCCCCUCUGUGCCUUCUCAGAGUCCCACAAUUCCUAUCAGAUCUGGUGCUCUAACAGAGGAACUAAAAAUUACCAUUUUCUGAGCCUUCUGCUUUUCCACUGGCUGGAAUUCCACAAAGUGGCCACCAGUUCUCUAAAAGUGUUUAAAUGCCUUAGCGAUAUCUGUAUCACCAGGAAAGUUCCCAGCAAGAAGGAAACCAAAAUAUGGCUGCUAGCCUAGCUACUUAGGAGGCAGGGCUACAGUAUUGCCUGCUUCAUGGCCUAGCUUGGGCUACAGACUAAGGGAAAGGCAAGCCUGGGCAAACUAAUAUGACCUGGUCUCAAAAUAAAAAGCAAAAAUGUAAAAGAAAAGGGCUAGGAGAGGAGUGGCAGCAUGUGAAGCCCAAAGUUCUGCCCCCAUGUGGGGACCGGGGUGGGGGAGGAGCAGAGGGGGAAGAACCAGAGUAUAAGUAAGCUUGGUGUUCCGCGACAUGUGUAAUCCCAGUGCUCAGGUAAUGGAAACAGGAGGUCCCAGGCUCUAAGUGACCCUGUCUCCGAGCCUCUCUCUGUAAAGGAAGCAAGGUAGUAAUCAGCUUUUCUAAUUGUCUUUCAGCUGUAAUACCAGUGGACAUAUGUUGUCAACCCCCAUCAUUGAAGCCAAGCUGUUUUCAACAGCUAUCACUCAAGCCAAGCUGUGAGUUCUCCAUGAUUUUCUCCUGCUUUCCUUCGUUAUUCUCUGAGCCCACCCUGCCCAUUUCUACACUGUGUGCAGACACACAAGAUGUGUGAUCCCCUACCCCACCCCACGCCUUCCCACGGCCUGUGUCGUCUAGCUCCACCUCUGCCAACAAAACAGUGGGAAAAGGUUGUCAACCUUGUAAUCCGUGUAACGCUUGUCAACUUUGUCAACUUUGUAAUCCUUGUCAACCAGCACUGAUGCCUAGCUGCCCAUCUGAGCCGACCGUGCCCGUAUUACUUACACAGAGAACUGGAACAAAGCAUGGACCACCUAUAAUACUGAAAAAGCAAUCAGAUUGCAAAGGACAGGUGAUCAGACACGGCGGGAGCGUCACCUUCCAGGACCCCUGCGGGAGCGCACUGAAGUGCUGUAAGGCGUGGAGAAGAUGCCAGUGCGAGUACUGCUGCCCGAAGAGACGUGAACCCAUAUGGUGUGAAGAACCGGCUCCUUCCACCCCUCCUCAGCAGCAUCCUCCACGAAGACAAGAUUCUCAAGUAAGGUUUGACCAAAGAAGCGACAGUGAACUUGGCGCCCAGACCAUAUGUUAUGAAGAGCCAUUCCUUUUCAGAAGACUCGAGUCCCUGAUAAGGAAGAACCAAGACGGGAUAGUAAUAAGGCAGAAUGAAGGCGGCUUUCUGAUACAGAAGGCUGGGGAGCCCCCAUCGGACAAAAAAGAACAAAAACAGAAAGGGAAAAGGCCAUCCAAGAGGUCAUCACAAUCCAGAGACACCGAUUCUGAUUCAAGUGCACCACAGACUGCAGAGGCCAGCACUCCAGAGUCCGCAGAGCAGCCACCCUCCGAAGAAAAGCCAGACGAAGGGGACGGAAAGAAAAAGAAAGACAAGAAGAAAAAGAAGAAAAAAGACAAAGAUUGAGAAAAGUGAAGGAGGGUAGGGCAAAGCAUGGCCUCCAGUGUGAUCCCCUCAUCAGAUACAAGUCACAUCUAAUCCUCACCCCGGUGCAUCAUGUUUAUAAAAUCCAUCCCUUCUAGACAUCUUCAUCUUCUGCUCUUCAGAAGUUUGUCCUUACUACACCUCCCUGCCACGAUCUUCAUCUUCCAAAUUUUGCUUUAUUAAUCACAAUAUAUAAUCCAAUUAAGAAAGACGGUGUUUUCUGAAAUAAAAUGUCCUUAUUACAUAUCUAA
This is a messenger RNA of Grammomys surdaster, 2059 nucleotides long. RefSeq lists its product as uncharacterized. The coding region runs from base 1113 to 1790 and encodes 225 amino acids. The record is from RefSeq and is a predicted model, not a curated record. Lineage: Eukaryota; Metazoa; Chordata; Mammalia; Rodentia; Muridae. The transcript has 9 exons.